AGCACAUCACGAAAGUACAAAUAUUUUACCAAUUGUCCAAUUCUACUUCGUUAUGAAACUUUAAUUCCUUAAAUAUUCUUGUAGCAAAACAAUCUCGAUAGGCAUGAAUCGACCAAGUAAAAAGUUCAAUGGAAGCUGAAGGUAGACAAAUAAAAGAGACAAGCUCUUUAUCUCAAAGUAGAAAAGGCCCAAAAACUUGCUACGGAGCGACCCGAAAACCAGAAUCAAACACUACCGAUUUUAAGUUGGUUGCACAUCAAGUUUUGUUGAACGAUACACUUCAAGGAUUAGCAAUAAAAUACGGUGUCACGGUUGAGCAAAUAAGGAGAGUAAAUAAACUUUGGAUCAACGACAAUAUCCAUACUUAUAAAACUGUAUAUAUUCCUGUGAAGCUAGAAUUUAUUAAUGGUAAUCUGAACAACUCACAACUACGUGACAGUGAGGAAAGCGUGGAUGCAGGUGUACACGAAGAGGAUGUAAAGAUUGAUAGAAUGGGACAUUCAAAUGAUAAACGUACAAAGAAGAAAAAUGGCUAUGAAGAUCAUGAAGAUAGCCUGAAAUAUUUUUUAAAGAAGUUAGAUGUUCAGAUGAAAACAUCCAUUACUGCUGCCAAUAAACAAAAAGCAAAGGGUGUUCCAGACGUGAUUAAGAAUAUAAAGGCAAGUCGUGAAAAGGAAAGAUUAAAAAUGGACAGACCAUCCAAUAGUAGUCAAAGUCGGCUUAGUGGUAGCAGUUUCAAAAAAACUCGUAAAUCCUCUCAAAGUGACAAUGAUUCACUUGAUAAUUUGUUUGAACUUUAGGGAGUAAAGAAUUCAAGAAUUGACCUGGUUUAUUUAUUGUAAAUAACCAACUAUUGGUUGGAGAAAAGGAAUUUACAAUCAACUGUACAUUUUUUGUGCUGAAUAAUGUGAAGGAUCUGUAGGUUCUAUCAAUUUAUAACAACAAUAUCUUUAUGGACUUCAAAUAUUAACAUAGACUUAAUUGUUUUGACUUGUUGACUUGAUGUGGCUUCUUAAACUGUGUGUUUAUGUAAAAUGUAAAUGUACAAAAUAUUUAUGAUGAAGAUGACUUUGUA
Molecule: messenger RNA, 1075 nt
Organism: Xenia sp. Carnegie-2017
Lineage: Eukaryota; Metazoa; Cnidaria; Anthozoa; Malacalcyonacea; Xeniidae
Product: lysM and putative peptidoglycan-binding domain-containing protein 1-like
Exons: 3
Coding region: 129-800 (223 amino acids)
Source: RefSeq, a predicted model, not a curated record